UUUAUAGCUAUUUCUAGCUAUAUAUAGCUAGAUUUAGCUAUAUAGCUAAUUUGCGACUUUCCUGGACCUGUUACAGUCUAUAUACUUUAUACAUUUUGUUUCAAAACAUGUGGGUGACCUUCUGUUUUCAGAAUAGAAAUUACUCAGCUGCUAUAUCUGAAUACAACAAAAUCUUCAGAUCAGACUUGAAAAGUUUGAAAGAGUUACAGGAAAAAGCAAUAACAGUUUUAAUCAGUGGAAAGGAUUGUAUAUGUUCCCUCCCAACUGGAUAUGGAAAAUCAUUGAUAUAUGAACUGCUUCCUUUUAUAGAUCAUGGUUGCUUAGUCAUUGUAAUUGCUCCACUAAAUGCAAUAAUAAAGCAACAAGUACAAAAACUUUGUGGUAUGGCAAUGUGUUUUUCUGGAGUGAAUGACAUUUCUAGACUUAAAAGUGGUGAGAUUAGUUAUGUUUUCAGUCAUCCCGAAGAAAUAUUACAGAGCAGAGAACUGAAUGAUGCCUUUACAUCCGACAGAUUAAAUACAAGGAAAAUCUAUUUGGUGGUUGACGAGGCACACUGUAUUCAUCAAUGGGGAGACGAGUUCAGACCAGAAUACAGAAAUUUGUCAAAUUUAAGAUCAGUUUUCAAAUGCCAGGUAUUAGCAUUGUCAGCAACAGUCACAGAGUCUGGGCAGAAACAGAUCAUUUCAAACCUUUUAAUGAAAAACUGUCAGAUAAUAUGUGCCAGUCCUGCCAAAGACAACAUUGAACUCAUUGUAAAGAAAAGACCAAGUCCAAAUGCUAAAGGAAACACAGCUAGUAGCCCAUAUGACUUCAUUUUUAGUCAUGUUAUCACAGAGCUGAAUUGUCAACUUGAUGCAUUUCCUCUUACUGUGGUUUAUUGCAAGUCAAUGCAGUGGAUUGGAUAUGGCUACGAAAUGGCGAGACAACUUCUAGCAGACAACUUUUAUGCAGGUGAUAAGACACAAUAGAAUGCACGAGUGGUCAUGUUUCACUCUUCAAUGGAAAA
Messenger RNA from Mercenaria mercenaria, 1006 nucleotides. Its product is annotated as ATP-dependent DNA helicase RecQ-like. The record is from RefSeq and is a predicted model, not a curated record. Gene Ontology annotation, molecular function: four-way junction helicase activity; nucleic acid binding; ATP binding. Gene Ontology annotation, biological process: double-strand break repair via homologous recombination. Bases 108 to 968 code for a protein of 286 amino acids. Gene Ontology annotation, cellular component: cytoplasm; nucleus; chromosome. Lineage: Eukaryota; Metazoa; Mollusca; Bivalvia; Venerida; Veneridae. The transcript has a single exon.